CUGCUUGCGAAUUACGGGAUGGACCUGGAGGCUUCCAUUUUUGGCGGGUAUUCCCCUCUUCAACUGGACGACUCCAGCUCCAGCGAGGGGGCCAUCUACCUGCCGCUCGGCAAAGGUGCGCGCAAAAACAUCCGCGAUGAUGCCAGUCGUACGGCACUUGAACUUGGGGCCGAGAAGAGACACCUGGGCAUAAUCAGGCUGCUCGUAAAUCGUGGAGCAGAAGUAGACGCUCGCACCGCAGAUGGUCGGACUCCUCUGCACCUCGCCGUGCGCAAUUCUGAAGACGAUGUGGUCCGUCUACUUCUCGAAUUCGGCGCAGAUGCAGCGGCUCGCGAUGCUGACGGCGUGACCUUGCUGGACGUCGUCGAUGAGGAGAUGAAGACCUCGGAGGACCCUGCAAGGUGGCAAAGCAUCCGCGCCAUGUUGGUUGGAGCCGGAGCGAGGGACGAC
This is a messenger RNA of Schizophyllum commune H4-8, 450 nucleotides long. RefSeq names its product ankyrin. Lineage: Eukaryota; Fungi; Basidiomycota; Agaricomycetes; Agaricales; Schizophyllaceae. The transcript has a single exon. The annotation marks the transcript as partial. Gene Ontology annotation, molecular function: protein binding. The record is from RefSeq and is a predicted model, not a curated record.